Thermochaetoides thermophila DSM 1495 is the source of this 2715-nucleotide messenger RNA. RefSeq lists its product as uncharacterized. Bases 1 to 2715 code for a protein of 904 amino acids. The record is from RefSeq and is a predicted model, not a curated record. Gene Ontology annotation, biological process: translational elongation. Gene Ontology annotation, molecular function: translation elongation factor activity; GTP binding; GTPase activity. The transcript has a single exon. Lineage: Eukaryota; Fungi; Ascomycota; Sordariomycetes; Sordariales; Chaetomiaceae.
AUGUCGGUCUUCACGUUUGACCCUGAUCCUCCUCGGGUCUCCUCACCGUGGCUUCGAUCAGGUAUUGACAGCAAAACGCCGUCUCCUGAUCAGUCAACAACCCGCAGCAGAGGUCCCGCAGGGUCCGGACUUCUUUCAGACUACGGCAUCACUAAGCUUGAGCCUGAACCGCAGGAUGGACCUACUGAAUAUAAGCUUCACCUCCUGCUGCGACCACGCAGGAAGUAUGAGCGACUGAGCACCACCACCAGGAUCUCCGGAUCGACCCAGUCGCGCCCCUCUCUUGACGCCAAAACUCCGAAGCCAGCUUCUAUCAGUCCUAGUCCACUGAGUGCUUCUUCCUCUCAGAUGCGUCAAGAUCGCCUUGAGCAUCUCACGACCCAGCUGCUAUGGAGAUUGCAGCAGUCGUGCCCCUAUCAUGCUGGCUCUGCUGCACCAAAACUCGUGAUACCGCAGCUCCCGGAAGAGAGCAUCUCUUUAGAAGCCCCUCUCAAACUGGGCAAGUUGCUUCCCGGCUUAGAGGCAUCAAGAGGCGCGCUUUAUGAGAUUGGAGUGGCUGACGAUGGCACUCUGGUCGGCCUGACUAAGGAUGAGAUGGACGAAAGUCUAACUACCCUCCGUAUUAUGGCUGCCAGCCUUGGUUGUAACGUUGAGGUCUUACGCAUGCUUGUUGUGGGUGAUUGCGAGUGGAUCGAGCCGAGCAAUCCAAAUGAGAGUUCUCCGGAAUCGACAUCUAAAGGUGUCAUUCACAAAGCCAAACUCUGGGUAGCUGAGGCUCUGGUAACUCCCGACCUGCGACCCAGGGACGAACACCAGGCAGCGCUGAUCUCUGCAAGAUCAUCGGAAACAGCCCGGACGACUGAGACCUUUCUGGACCCAAAACAGGAGCCGCUUACGACCAAUCAACUCCGUAUUACCCUGACGGGCCCGACAACAUCCGGCAAGUCAACACUCCUGGGCGUGCUAUCAACGGGAACACUCGACAAUGGUCGUGGAAAGAGUCGGCUUGGUCUACUUAAGCACCUUCACGAAGUUGCAUCGGGUGUUACCUCGUCAGUUACGCAGGAAUUAGUUGGAUACACCGAUACUGAAGUUAUCAACUACGCCCAUAGCGCAGUCGAAUCAUGGAUUGACAUCCAUGACUUCACGAAGGACGGCCGGUUGGUCUACUUGGUGGAUUCCGCUGGCCAUCCGCGGUACCGACGGACCAUCCUUCGCGGCAUCGUUGGAUGGGCGCCUCACUGGACGUUGCUGUGCGUCGCUGCCGACAAUUCUGAGUUAACUUCAACUGUUAGGGGUGGUUCACAUCUACCAGAAGCAGCGCCUGGAGUCGAUCUAGCAUCUGCCCACCUGGAUCUCUGUCUUCGCCUUCGACUUCCUCUGGUUAUUGUCAUCACAAAGCUGGACCUAGCAACCAAAACCAGUUUAUCCUUUGUCUUGAGCAGGAUAUUGUCUGACGUCAAGAAGUUUGGUCGGGUUCCAAAGGUCGUUAAAGGGAGCCAAACAAGUUUUCCUGACCUUGGCCGGGUAUCCCAGUACGAUAUCCAUGCAGCCAAGGAGGCUUUAGCCUGCAUUGAUACAGCUGGUGAUCUCACCUCGAUCGUUCCAAUUGUCCUCACUAGUGCGGUUGAUGGCCGUGGACUCGGCUCUCUUCACGCUCUUCUCCAGCACCUCCCCCUACCUCCAACUCCUACCUCACGUGACUACAUCGGAACGGCACUCAACCCAGAGCAACCGGCCAGCCUUUUCCACAUUGAAGACAAGUUCAGCCUUCCUGCGUCGUCUGCGUUGGCCACUCUGAACUCCGACAAAGCUACGGACAUUGGUACCGUUGUCGCUGGCUAUCUCCGGUUCGGGACGCUAUCAAUUGGGGAUAAGGUUGUUGUUGGACCGUUCCCCUCAAAUGAAGACCAUCUCCAUGGGGAAUCAGCCCUGCCGGAUGAUCGACAUGGUAGCAGCAGCUACCUUUCGGCUUUGCACCCUUCUUCGUCUGCUGCCCUUGCCCGAGCCUCCACCUCACGCAACACCCUCGCCGCGUCCGCUGCUAACAGCGAGUGGUACACUGCUUCCAUUGUCAGCAUCCGCAAUCUUCGUUUGCCAGUGCAAACGCUGACAGCAGGCCAAGUAGGAUCAAUUGGCAUCGUGUUUGACCCACACCCACAAAUAACUGCUCGGUCUGCUGCUACCCUCUCUUCUAUCAAGCAGCACUCAUCUCGCACUGUUGGUGGUAGCACUCCGAGAUUGCGUAAAGGCAUGGUCUUGGCCAUACCCAGUCGACAUAUGGUGUCGUCUGGGCUCACUUUACAGGCUGCAAGUGGCCUUAUAGCUGUGUUCGAUGAAGAUAAUCGGGAUGCGUGCCACUUAACGGUGGGUGGGCUCGUGAAUAUAUAUGUGGCAAGCGUCAGAGCAACGGCAAGGGUAUUGCGUGUAUCGAAGGUCAGUUCUCAUGCUCAUAGCGAGGCCAUGAACGAUGGAGAGAGUGGCGGUGAUAUUGGCGGUUCGAGAUUUUUUGGGAUAGAGGAGGCUCAUGAGAAAGAACAUGCCACUGAUGCUUCUGGUCCCGAGACCGAUGGUGCGGUGGAGGUGCAGCUGGCGUUGAUGUCGAACAGGGAAUGGAUCGAACUGGGAUCGAAGAUCUUAGUUCUGGAAGAGAGGAAGAGAGAUAAGUCUGGUUUGGAGGGUUAUGUAGGGAAGGUGAUUGAGAUUGUUGAAUAA